Messenger RNA from Carassius gibelio (silver crucian carp), 3036 nucleotides. Its product is annotated as arg8-vasotocin receptor. Lineage: Eukaryota; Metazoa; Chordata; Actinopteri; Cypriniformes; Cyprinidae. The transcript is spliced from 2 exons. Gene Ontology annotation, biological process: regulation of systemic arterial blood pressure by vasopressin; positive regulation of vasoconstriction; G protein-coupled receptor signaling pathway. The record is from RefSeq and is a predicted model, not a curated record. Bases 385 to 1518 code for a protein of 377 amino acids. Gene Ontology annotation, cellular component: membrane. Gene Ontology annotation, molecular function: peptide binding; vasopressin receptor activity.
UAUGUGACUGCACUGAGCUGCUGAACACCGGUGGGUUUGGCUCCGUGAUUGAAAUCUGAUGCGGCUUUAAAAGGCUUCGAGCACAGCCACACACAGUCGAAGAGAAACAGUUGGAGCUCUGGGUUCAUCUCCAAUGUUUAGAAACACUUUUUUGCCAAAGUAACUCUAAAGGUAUUACUGAAUAAGGGCAAAAUGGAGAUAGUUUAUGUUCCAAUCCUUGAGGGAUUAAAACCUCCAACCUUUACACAGAUUUUAAACUAAGGUUUCAGCAUCUCUGGUUCGUGGCGGAGCUGCGCGCAACGGGACACCGGCGUCUCCAUUUACGCACGUCGCUCACGCGCUCUUUAACGCGUCGGACCGCUGUCAUUCUCGACUAAUCUGACAAUGGGACACCCGAGCAACACGUCGCACCCGGUCAACUCCACAGACCCGUUCGGACGCGAUGAAGAAGUCGCGAAAAUCGAGAUCGCGGUCCUGAGCGUCACCUUCGCGGUCGCCGUGAUCGGGAACUGCAGCGUGCUGGUGGCCAUCCACAACACCAAGAAGAAGCCCUCCCGCAUGCAUCUGUUCAUCAAACACCUGAGUCUGGCAGACCUGGUGGUCGCGUUCUUCCAGGUCCUCCCGCAGCUGUGCUGGGAAAUAACCUUCCGUUUCUACGGCCCGGACUUUCUGUGCAGGAUCGUCAAGCACCUGCAGGUGAUGGGCAUGUUCGCGUCCACUUACAUGAUGGUCAUGAUGACCCUAGACCGCUAUAUCGCCAUCUGCCACCCUCUGAAGACCCUCCAGCAGUCCACCCGGAGGUCCCACAUCAUGAUCGCGGGCACGUGGAUCAGCAGCCUGCUCCUCAGCACGCCUCAGUACUUCAUCUUCUCCCUCAGUGAGAUCCAGAACGGCUCUGAGGUGUACGACUGCUGGGGUCACUUCAUCCAGCCCUGGGGAGUGCGCGCGUACAUCACCUGGAUCACAGCGGGGAUCUUCCUCAUCCCGGUGAUCAUAUUAAUGACCAGCUACGGAUUCAUCUGCCACAGCAUCAGGAUGAACAUCAGAUAUAAGACGAGGAAGACUCCUGCGGACGGGCUGAUCGGGAAGAGCUCGGUGAGCAGCGUCACCACGAUCUCCAGAGCGAAGCUACGCACCGUCAAGAUGACCUUCGUCAUCGUCCUCGCGUACAUCAUCUGCUGGGCGCCGUUCUUCACCGUGCAGAUGUGGUCUGUGUGGGACAAGAACUUCAGCUGGGACGAUUCAGAGAACACGGCCGUCACUCUGUCUGCGCUGCUGGCCAGUCUGAACAGCUGCUGUAACCCGUGGAUCUACAUGGUUUUCAGCGGACACCUCCUGCAGGACUUCGCUCACUGCUUCCCCUGCAGUCACCAGAUCCAGCAGAGCUUCCGGAAGGAGGAUUCGGACAGCAGCAGCCUGCGGAGAAUCACGCUGCUCUCCAAAGCUGCCAACCGCAGCCCCACGGGCAGCUCGGGCACCUGGAGAGAGUUCGAUCCCUCGGCUCCGGCCGAGACGUGACGCAGGAGUCAGGAUCACAGAUCUGCUCUUCAGUCAGACUCUCAGCGGGGAGAUGUGAGGCGAGCGUGCACCAUUACUGCUCAGGAGAUGCGACGGAGUCUGAAAACUAAAAACAGACUUGUGUUGUCACCCAGGAACAGUCUAGAGCUGUGACAUCACUGUGACAUGAGCGUUUGAUGAGGAAUGAUGCAGUUCAUAUGGAGUUAGAGGUCUCUUCUGCUCUUAAAGGCUGCAUUUAUUUGAUCAAAAAUAUUUUGAAAUAUUAUUACAUUUUGAAAUUACUUGAAUAUAUUGUAAAGUAAAAUUGAUCUGUAUUUUCAGCAUCAUUCCUCCAGUCUUCAGUGUCACAUGGUCUUCAGAAAUCAGAAUAAUAUGAUACAUUUCUGAUUAUUAUCAAUGUUGAAAACAGCAUUUUUAUCCAAAAUUUAUUUUUUUUAUUUAGCAAGGAUGAAAUAAAUUAAGCAAAAGUACAUAUCUAUUUCAAAUAAAUACUCUUUUCAUCAUAUAAUAAUACAUGUUUCUUCAGUAAAUCGUCAUAUUAUACAGAUUUCUGAAGAUCAUGUGACACUGAAGACUGGAGGAAUGAUGCUGAAAAUACAGCGGAGCAUCACAGAAAUAAAUUACACUUUAACACAGAUUCACACAGAAAACAGUCAGUUUAAAUGUUAAUAAUAUUUUCAUUUUUUACAGCAUCUUUUGAUCAAAUAUAGACACAUUUUACAAAGUGACUUGAGGUUGUUCUAUUGUAAAUCUAUAUUUAUUGAUCAUGCUUCACAGCCUCUGGUCUCGUAUAGCUCGUGGGAAGAUGGAAACACGGUCAGUCUCUCUGGGGACUGUGGCACAAUGAGUCCGACGAGGCAUUUCCUGCGACAAACAUCUAAUGAAGCCAGCACUGGAUUUAUACUGGUCAAAGUAAACCAGAAACCAGAGCACGCGUGUGGUUUCACACUAAAUAUAUCACUUUCCAGAAUAUAAAUGAAUGUUGCACUAUAUAAAACAUAGGAUACGCUCUGCUUUAUGAAAUAUUAGCCUCACUGUGGUGGCAUGAAUCCUACCAGCAUGAGAUGUGUGCUAUAAAUGAAUGUCUUCACAUGACCAGUCAGGUCUUUACCGGACUCUUUUCAGGAGUUUUGAUAUAUAUAAGCUGAGAAAUUAGAGCAGUUAAUGCUGUUCAUGUAUAUAGUAAGUGUGCAUAUAAACAGAUGGUCUAUAUUUGCUUGUAUGUGUUAAAAAGAAAUGUUUUUUUAAAGAAAAUACUGAAAUGUUCAGCUAUGAAAGCUUGUUUCUGCCAUGGAAAAGUAACAAAAAAAAAAUAAUUGCAAAUAAUUGCAAGAAAAAAAGUCAGGAUUUUCAGAUUUAACCUUAAAAAGUCAAAAUUCAGAAAACGUAUAACCUUUUUUUUUUUUAUUUUAUCCCGUGGCAGAAACAGGCUUCCAAACUCACAGAAUUGUUCCCUGCCAACUUUAAAUGUGUUGUACCUCUUACUAACGUGUCGGUGUCUCCAUGUGCCAAAUCCAA